GCUAGUAUAUUAACAAUGGAGCAUCUUGAGAGAAGUGUGGUCAGGUUUAAACUUAAAGGAAAAUCACAUUAGUUUGGCCUUCAACCAUAAAAUGUUCACAUUAAUUAAUAUUCACAUUAAAUGAAGUAAAUACACUAUUAUUUUCUCUUUCUUUUAACUGAAGUCAGAUAUCUUACUUUUGAAAGAAAGGUUCCAGAUACUUAUCUUACCAUUUCUUCUGUCUGCUGUUCUUGCUGUUACUAAAAUAAUAUACUUCAACUCUUGACUCCUAACAUUCUUACUAGUCAUGCCCCCUUAUUGAUAAGUUUUUUCCUUUACCCUGUAAGCUUCCCUAUUAAACCUUCUACAAUGUACUUGUUGGCCUGGGGAAGAACUUGUAAGGUAGCUAUCCAUUCAAAUCUUAUGUAAGAUUUUUCUUAAAACAAACAUCUGCUUCUAACACCUGCCAUAGAACCAGUUUUUACCCAAAUUUGACAACUCUUCACUACUCUGUAUUUAGCUCCAAGACACUUCUAUAUUUCAUAAUUGUUUCUAUUAUACCAAAUUGACUCUGUUGGGUUUUGUUAUAUUUCAGACAGAUCCCCGGGGAGCAUAUCAGUAGAGCUAUCAAAUUCUACUAGUUCUCUAGCUUGAUUUUUAGUCACUGGUCUACUGACUUUACACGUUAAUCAAUCAAUAAGUUUUUAAAAAAUAAUAUUCAAUUUUAAAUUGUAUUUUCAGUUCCAAAUUCUAUCUUUGCCACUUCUGUAUCCCCCACCUACUGAGAAGGUAAGAAAAACAAAACCAUUACAAAUAUGCACAACCAAGCAAAACAAAUCACCGAAUUAGCCACGUCCGAAAAAAAAUUUUCAAGAAAAAAAUAGGAAAUGCUCUUCAAUCUGCACCCAGCCGGAUAGCAAGUUUAAUCACAAGUCCUAAGAAAAAAACGCGGCUCCAUCCCAGAGGUAGCCACAUUCUAAAGGGAGAGACAUCAAUAGGGGCAAAAAGUGGUUCCUUAGUCCUAAAGUUUUUCUAAAUCACAGAGCUGCCCGAAACCCCACUUUCAGAAACAGCGGUCCAAGUGUGAAUGAAAAAUGCCUUUCAGGGAGACUGGAGAGAGGUUAUAGGAGGGCGUCAACGUUAAGGACUUCCUGCCCUCCAGACAUAUUCUUUUUCCCUAACGAGAAACCGGGGGCCUCCAGGGGAUAACGAAUAGAGCCCCACAGCUGCCAGCUCUAGGCGGGGCCACACAACCUGCAAGUUGGGGCGGCCGUUGUGGUUCACCCCCGCCCCCAUCACUGGAAAUUAACAAAACCGCAGACUCUUCUCCUGCCAACCUCCCUACUUCGACCCCAGCUGUUUUGCAUCUCCGCCCCUCCUGGUUGGCCCAGAUGAUAUCUGGCGAAUUUCUUUUGAAGGCAUGUGCACAUGUCUCAUUUCCGUCUGGUUCUGAAUAAUUCUACUCCUGUUCUGAACAGACAUAAUACCAAUGUCCCGGCCUGGUACCGGGCGAGAGAAGUAGAAACCAGUGGGACCUACGGCAGCGUACUCCGGAGUCCCCGGGGAUUGAGGGCGGGGCCAAGAAGUCGGGGCAGGGCCCAGCAAUGGGGAUGGGAAGAGUAGAAAAGUGCGUUCGGGGGCGGGGCCAAGCGUUGGCGGGGUGGGGCCAGUCCCCGGGCCUCUUUUAGGAGUAGCGGCGUAGAGCGUUCGUGCGUCUCCUUUGGGUUCAGGCUCGCGCUGCUUCCGGGUGAUGGGGGAGUCGGGAAGGCCGGCUGCAGCCGGGCCCCUGCUGGAUGAGGUAAACGCUGUCUCCGGCCCGCCUACCUCUCUCUCUGCCCCGGGGGUAGGAAGGGAGUGCUUCCUGGCUUCUCUUGGGCUCGGGCCUUUUCGUUUCUCCCUGGCCUAAGCCUCUUUGUUCUUCCCCGGUCUUCCCGCAUCAGCUGGGGCCUUUUUGAAGCGAGGAGGAGACGCUGGAAAAAUGUCAUCCGCCUCCUUCUCCCUGUGCGUCCCUCGAGUCUCCUUUACCGGGUUGUCAUCUUGGGAACUUGAAGCCUUGGACCCCGAAACUGCAAGGACAGAAAUGACCUUCCUCUCCUGGAGAAGGAACAUUUUGACCCAUUAAGCUCUUUAAAUGCCGACCCUGGGAUGAAGUGGUGGCGGCUGGAGGGAGCCUCGGAUUCAGGAAGAUCCCAGGGAGUGGGGGGGGCGGGGAGCGGUGGUGCUUGUUCCUUCGGCCUAUGUGACCCCGGGCAAGGCAUGCAGCCGAUCCUCCUCUGCCACUUCCAGACUCUGGGGAACUUUGGGCAAAUCACUUAGCUCCUCAGCCCCCGCAGGCCUGAUUUGGAGUCAAUUCCACAAAUGUGAUGGUGAUCUAAGCUUGCAUCUCUGCUUUAGUAAAGGAAAUCUUACUGGGAGAACCUCCCAUGGUAGCCCUAGCCAGUUGUUGCCUUCUGGGCAUGCAAAGGCAUAAAUAAACAGGCCCUGCCCACUGAGGAGUUUCUAGUUUGGAUGGGUUUGUUUUUGAAGCUGGGAUGGGAGAACCUUUCUCCUCCAAUUGAAUAACAUUCCUCCCCCUUUCCUCCAAUUAGAACACUCUCCCAUUCCCUCACAAGAAAAAAGAAAGAAAAAAAAAACUUAACAAAUUUACACAAACGGAACAAAUUCUCAUAUUGGCUAUGUCCCCAAACUUGCAUCUCAUUCUACUUUUUCUGUCUGUCACUUCUGACAGGAGAGAUUAUCACCAGAUACUGCUGAAAAUGGGUUGAAACCAAGCGAAGAACCACUUCUCAGAAAAAGUUCUCGUCGAUUUGUCAUAUUUCCAAUUCAGUAUCCUGACAUUUGGAAGAUGUAUAAACAGGCUCAGGCAUCCUUCUGGACUGCUGAAGAGGUUGAUUUAUCAAAAGAUCUUCCUCAUUGGAACAAACUGAAAUCAGAUGAGAAAUAUUUCAUCUCUCACAUCUUGGCUUUUUUUGCAGCCAGUGAUGGAAUAGUCAAUGAAAAUUUGGUGGAACGCUUUAGUCAGGAGGUUCAGAUUCCAGAGGCUCGCUGUUUCUAUGGUUUUCAAAUUCUAAUUGAAAACAUUCAUUCAGAGAUGUAUAGUUUGCUAAUAGAUACCUACAUCAAGGACCCCCAAAAAAGGGAAUUUUUAUUCAAUGCAAUUGAAACAAUGCCAUGUGUUAAGAGGAAAGCAGAUUGGGCCUUGCGAUGGAUAGCAGAUAGAAAAUCCACAUUUGGAGAAAGAGUGGUUGCUUUUGCUGCUGUAGAAGGGAUUUUCUUCUCGGGUUCUUUUGCUGCUAUAUUCUGGCUUAAGAAGAGAGGUCUUAUGCCUGGACUCACUUUUUCCAAUGAACUCAUCAGCAGAGAUGAGGGUCUUCAUUGUGACUUUGCUUGUUUGAUGUUUCAUUACUUAGUGAAUAAGCCUUCAGAAGAAAGAGUCAAGGAGAUCAUCACCCAUGCUGUUGAAAUAGAACAGGAAUUUUUAACUGAUGCCUUACCAGUUGGCCUUAUUGGCAUUAAUUGCACUUUGAUGAAACAGUACAUUGAGUUUGUAGCAGACAGAUUACUUGUGGAGCUUGGAUUCUCGAAGAUUUUUCAUUCAGAUAAUCCCUUUGAUUUCAUGGAAAAUAUUUCUCUGGAAGGGAAAACAAAUUUUUUUGAAAAAAGGGUCUCAGAAUAUCAGCGUUUUGCAGUUAUGGCAGAAACAACAGACAAUGUCUUCACCUUGGAUGCAGAUUUUUAAUCCAGUUUUCUAGAUGCUCCUUCUGUUGGUGGUAACGGCAAAGCGAAGUUAACCAUGAUCCAUCUAGCAUCAAGACAGGGGAUAUAUCAUCUUUUAUUUCUUCUCAUGAGUACUUUUUAAUUAUCUGAAAAAACAAGUUGCAUUUUGUCUGUAUUUGCAACUUUCAGAAUUUGUUUUCAGACAAAAUUCUUGAUCUCUUGGUUUCUUAGGGGUCAUCUGUAAAACUGAUUUGUACUAGAUUAGGGAAAUUACUUAGCUGUUAUUAGAAAGUAGAAUUCAUUCUUAGUUUUAUUAAAAAUGUUGAAAGUGUUAAUUUUAUUAAAUGAAGAAAAACUUUCUGCAUCAGGUAUGUUUUUUCUGUUUAAUUUAUAGAGAUGGUUCUUUGUAUUUGUGGGACAGUUUGUAUCAUUUUAUGUCAAAUGUUUUGAGAUCUGACUUUGUUUUGUCUUGUUCCAUAGUUAAACUUAAGCAACAUAUAUAUUUCUAGAAUAAUAUUUUUAGUUUCUUCAGCAAAAAUUUCAAGGGCACAUAUCUCUAAGAUGAGAUUUAAUUUUAACCAGAAAUAGUUUGCAUGACUUCAAAAUGAAGGAAGGAAAAGUUCUAAGUAUUGAAUUCGAUUCUUCUAUUAUGUUGAUGAAUGCCUUAAUGUCAACCUUAUUUAUUUAUAGCAGCAAUAAACUACCAACAAGAGGGCAGGGAAAUCUCAUGCCGAUUUUUAAUAUAUUGGCUUUACAAUGAGAAGCAUUCUGUACUCCCUCUUCAGUACUCCACUUUGCAUAUAUAUUUCAUUAUAUUCAUGUCAUUUUAUUCUCAGUUCUUAAGGAACUUAAAUUCUACAACUUUCUGGAGUUAAAAAAAGUUUAUUUGUAAUUUACAAUUUGUUAUAGUUUAAUCAUUUUAAAUUAUGGUUAUGGUUAAAACACAUUUUAAUGUUUGAUCCUAUAAAAUCUAGAAUUAUGGAAAUGGGAGUUCUGCUUCAGGGAAAGAUUUUGUUAUGUUUAUAAAAUAAAAAGAAUUUAAAAUAACUUCCUACAAUGUAAGAACCAAUUCAGUCGUGACCUAAUGUUAUGAGGUUUUUGCUGUUCUCAUUUAAUGAUGUCUAAUUCUUAAUGUUUUGUACCCCUUUCACUUUUAUUAGAGAAAUAUCCAUUGCUAAGAAAAUGGCAGUUCACAUACUGAAAAAAAUUAAUAAUAAUCAGAAUUUAGGAUUUUGUAGUAUGACAUUACUGUCAUAGCAUUUUGAAAUUUCAGUUGUAUAAUUUUAGGCUAAAUGCCAAUCACUAAUUUUUUUAAUACUGCUAAUGGGAUGUACAACUUGCUACCACAUGGUCAUCAGUUUUCAUGCAAGCCAAAUUAUCAGUAUAGCUGCUAUGCCAUAAGUGUUUUAAUUAAGAAGAGUAAAUUGGUGCCAGACUCAGGGACUCACACCAAAGCUGGCUGCCUUUCUUAUAGGGUUAUCCAGGACCAACUGAUUGAUUCCCAAACAGGAACAGUAAUAUAUCUUGUUCUUCUAACCCUUUAAAAAAAUAAGUAUAUAUAAAUUGUCUAUAGAUUUAAAGAAAGAAGGCAGGAUUACUAAAGUCGUUACUAUACUUGCUUUAGGAAAAGAGAGUUUCAACUUUAGUCCUAUUGAUUUAAUCCUCUUUAAAGAAAAAUGUAUAUUCAAAUGCUGUGAAAUAUGUUGGUAGAUUUUCUUAAAUAAAACUAGCAAUUUUAGAAUUUUUAUUUAAAUUGAUGAAGCUAAUUUAUGCUUUUGACUCUAUUUCAUAUAAAACUCUGUUUUUAAUAAUAUCUGAGUUCAAUCAUUUCACAGUAUUUAGAGAGUACUUCUUGUGUACAGAGAAUACUCUAUUGUGUACCUAAAACCCAUGUUUUAUUUUGUCUUUAUAUAAAAUAUUUUGUAUUAGAUCAGUCCAACUAUUUAUGUCCAUAAUUAAAGUUUUCCAAAGAAUAUGUUAUGCUUUUUGGUCUGAUUAUUGUAUAAUUUAACAUGAUUGAAAUAAACUAUCAUAGCAACCUCA
Molecule: messenger RNA, 5739 nt
Organism: Antechinus flavipes (yellow-footed antechinus)
Lineage: Eukaryota; Metazoa; Chordata; Mammalia; Dasyuromorphia; Dasyuridae
Gene: RRM2B
Product: ribonucleotide reductase regulatory TP53 inducible subunit M2B
Exons: 10
Coding region: 2825-3718 (297 amino acids)
Biological process (GO): deoxyribonucleotide biosynthetic process
Cellular component (GO): cytosol
Molecular function (GO): ribonucleoside-diphosphate reductase activity, thioredoxin disulfide as acceptor
Source: RefSeq, a predicted model, not a curated record